AUACAAGUAUUAUCCACCAUUUUAAAGAUACACUUCUCGUUAAUCUUCUCAUUAAAUUGUAGGCCCUGUUCAGAGAUAUUAAUGCCUCUUGUAAGACCCUAUGAUUGUUCACACAGGAGAGAGACACGACUAUCCUGGAUCCUCUGGGGAGCCUCAACAACAUCCUGAUGCUGACGAGGCAGAGAAGAGUCUCUCCAGAUCAGAACACCAGAUGGACAACGCUAGCCCUUCCUCCCUCCCGGAGUCCCCGUGUCGUGCCUCUCCCAGUAGCACCUUACUGCUGGGUAUGAAGAGGUUGUCUGUGCUGCUGGUGGACUGCAGGAAAACAACGGGGCUGAGUGGAACUGUGAGAGGUGGAGAAGAGAUGAAAGGAUCAGAUUUGACUCAUCAAAGAGAGAGGCCAGACUCUCACUCUGACACUAGGAAGAGUCCUACAGGGGAAUCGGCCCCAGUGACAUCCAAACCAGCAAGACCCCACCACUGUUCCCAGUGUGGAAAGCGAUUUAUCCGGUUAGGGCACCUGAAACAACAUAAGAGAACACAUACAGGGGAGAAGCCAUUCCAAUGCUCCCAGUGUGGAAAGGGUUUUGGACAGUCAAGUGAUCUAAAAGUGCAUGAAAGAAUACACACUGGAGAGAAGCCGUAUCAAUGCUCACAGUGUGAAAAUACAUUUUUCUCAUCAGGGGACCUGAAAUCACAUGAGAAAACACACUUAGUAGAGAGGCCUUUCCAAUGCUCCCAGUGUGGAAAGGGUUUUAUCCAGUCAUCGCAUCUGAAAGAGCAUGAAAGAAUACACACAGGAGAGAAGCCAUUCCAAUGCUCCCAGUGUGGAAAGAGUUUUACCCAGAGAGGGAAGCUGACAAAUCAUGAAAGAAGACAUACAGGGGAGAAGCCUCAUCACUGCUCUCAGUGUGGAAAGGGUUUUGGACAGUCAGGGCAUUUAAAAGUGCAUAAAUGAACACACACUGGAGAGAAGCCAUAUCAAUGCUCCCAGUGUGAAAAUAAAUUUUUGUCAUCAGGGUACCUGAAAUCGCAUGAGAAAACACACUUAGUAGAGAGGCCUUUCCAAUGCUCCCAGUGUGGAAAGGGAUUUAUCCAGUCAUCACAUCUGAAAGACCAUGAAAGAAUACACACAGGAGAGAAGCCAUUCCAAUGCUCCCAGUGUGGAAAGAGUUUUACCCAGAGAGGGAAGCUGAAAGAUCAUGAAAGAACACAUACAGGGGAGAAGCCUCAUCACUGCUCUCAGUGUGGAAAGAGUUUUGGACAGUCAGGGCAUUUAAAAGUGCAUGAAAGAACACACACUGGAGAGAAGCCGUAUCAAUGCUCCCAGUGUGAAAAUAAAUUUUUCUCAUCAGGGGACCUGAAAUCACAUGAGAGAACACACUUAGUAGAGAGGCCUUUCCAAUGCUCUCAGUGUGGAAAGGGAUAUAUUCACUCAUGGCAUCUGAAAGAGCAUAUGAGAAUACACACGAGAACAACCAUUCCAGUGCUCUCAGUGUGGAAAGGGGUUUAACUGGGUAGUGAGCCUGAAAAGGCAUAAAAUGACACACGCAUGAGAGAAGCCUUUCCACUACUCCCAGUGUGGAAAAAGUUUGACCCAUUUAGGGAAUCUAAAAAUGCACGAGAGGGCACACUCAGGAGAGAAGCCUCACAUCUGUUCCCAGGGUGGAAAGGGUUUUGUUCAGUUAGUGCACCUAAAAACACACGAGAGGACACACAUGAGUGUAGCCUCACCUUUGCUCCCAGUGUAGAAAGGGUUUUGUUCAGUUAGUGCACCUAAAAACACACGAGAGAACACACACAUGAGUGUAGACUCGCCUUUGCUCCCAGUGUAGAAAGGGUUUUCUUCAGUUAAGGGGCAUGAAAGAAAAUGAGAGACACACACAGGUAGAAGACACCAUUGGAGCAGGGCUUCAUUCAUUUCAAAACCAGUGUUUACAUCACCUAGAUAUGAAAAAACAACCAGUUGAAUAAAGGAAUGCAUUUACAAAUUCUUCAACUACAUAUCAUAUUAAGAAUUUGAAAGACAGUACAAUAAUAAAUAUUAAAAUUAUUUGGAUGUAUUUAAAAUAGUUGUGAAUGUACUUAGUAGUAGUUUAAAAAAAAAAAGUAACAAACAACGUCACAUGUACAGGUCUUAUUUCACUGUUUAAUCACAAUAUACAGCCCAACUCUACAUUGGUGUCCCAUCUGGUGUGGCUUCUUCUGCUCAUCUGCUUCUUUCAGAUUUUUGACAAGCUUUCCAUUGUACCUGGCAGAGCAAUUGGUGAGAUGUUUAGUCAGUUCUCUUAUUUUUUUUAUUUUACCUUUAUUUAACUAGGCAAGUCAGUUAAAGAACAAAUUCACUGUACCUGAUUUGUACCUUGUCAGUUCGGGGGUUUGAACUUGCAACCUUCCCGGUUACUAGUCCAAUGCUCUAACCACUAGGCUACCCUGCCGCCCCAUCCAUCUGAUGUAUGGAAUGAUGUAGCUGUGCUGUGAUGAUUUUGAAUCCUUGCACGCAAUCUGUGGCAAGCAUGUAGGAGCAGUAUAGACCUUGUCUGUUCAUUAUAUACAUCUACAUGAUGUGUUGUUACACCAUGUAGGAGCAGUAUAGACCUAGUCUGUU
Molecule: messenger RNA, 2608 nt
Organism: Oncorhynchus tshawytscha (Chinook salmon)
Lineage: Eukaryota; Metazoa; Chordata; Actinopteri; Salmoniformes; Salmonidae
Product: zinc finger protein 239-like
Exons: 3
Coding region: 101-958 (285 amino acids)
Biological process (GO): regulation of immune system process; regulation of cytokine production; negative regulation of transcription by RNA polymerase II
Molecular function (GO): DNA-binding transcription factor activity, RNA polymerase II-specific; RNA polymerase II cis-regulatory region sequence-specific DNA binding
Source: RefSeq, a predicted model, not a curated record